This is a messenger RNA of Tetrahymena thermophila SB210, 1122 nucleotides long. Its product is annotated as proteinase inhibitor I4 serpin. The transcript has a single exon. Lineage: Eukaryota; Ciliophora; Oligohymenophorea; Hymenostomatida; Tetrahymenidae. The record is from RefSeq and is a predicted model, not a curated record. Gene Ontology annotation, molecular function: serine-type endopeptidase inhibitor activity.
AUGUAAAAAGAAAAUUAACUUUGUGAUUAAAUUGGUGAAUUUGCUUUUAGUUUGAAUCAAUAACUAUCUAGCUAAUAAAAUUUAAUAUUCUCUCCUACCUCCAUUUAUAUUUCGCUAGCAUUAAUUGCCUAUGGUUCAAAUGAUAAAACUCUUUAAGAGUUUUAAAAUGUGUUAAAGUUUCAAUCUAAAAGCUAGUUAUUAGACAUAAUCCAUAAUGCAUAACAAAUCCUAAUAAAUAAAAAUAAUAUUAAAAUUGCAAACAAUAUCUUAUUAGGAAUUUAAGAUAUUUAAUAAGAAUACUAAAAGUUUAUUUCUUAAAUAGAGAAUUGUUCAAUUGAAACUGUUGAUUUUAAAUAAAACAACAAUGCAAUUAUUGCUAAAAUCAACAAGUAAAUCAGUGAUUUAACUAAUAAUAAAAUACAAAAUAUAUUAACUUAAGAUUUAUUUAAUGAAGAAACUAAAAUGAUCUUGAUCAAUGCAAUUUAUUUUAAGGAUAGUUGGAAAAAGUAGUUUGAAGAACUACAGACAAAAAAACAAAAAUUUUAUACUAAUGACAAUAAAUCAAAGUUAGUAAAAAUGAUGAACAUGUCCCAUAAAUUUAAUUAUUAUGAAAGUGAAAACUAUCAAUUUAUUUCCAUUCCUUAUAAAAAUAAAGAUUAUUAAUUAGUAAUAUUUUUACCAACCAAUCAAAAUAUUCUAGAUUUUGAGAAAUUUUUUACAUUUUCUUCAUUUACUGAAGCUUUGAAUAAUAGUGUUGAAACUAAAGUUAAUUUGACUCUCCCUAAAUUUAAAAUAAAUGGAGAAUAAAAUAACUUAAAUUCAGCUCUAUAGGCUCUAGGUCUCAAAGAGUGCUUCACAAUAAAAGCAGAUUUUAGAGAUAUUUAAUAGUAAAAUUAUAUUAUGCUUUCUCAAGUUGCACAUAUAGGUAAAAUUGAAAUUGAUGAAUUUGGAACUGAAGCUGCAGCUGCAACUACUGUUGUUAUGAGAACAAAAUCAAGAAUGCCUAAACAGUUAGAAGAAAUAGUUAUGACUUGUGAUAAACCAUUCGUAUAUGCUCUCAUUCAUGAGCCAUCAUAAUUAAUAUUAUUUAUGGGAAAAUUAUUAAAGCCAUUUUAAGAUUGA